This is a messenger RNA of Closterium sp. NIES-67, 2799 nucleotides long. The record is from the annotation of a GenBank genome assembly. NCBI's taxonomy places the organism in Eukaryota, Viridiplantae, Streptophyta, Zygnematophyceae, Desmidiales, Closteriaceae.
UCGCACAUAACGGAGCCCUAAUGAUGAAUUACUAGUCUAGUCUAGACUCUAGACGCGCCUCACCAGCCAUGGAGUCAGGCCACGGGAUUCCGCUCCUCUCCUCCUCGCCAUCCCGACUCUCCCCCACGUCCCGCGCGCACGCUACAGAACUCGCGGGUAAUUUUAACCGAAAGUCUCGCGUCCGCCGGCACGCCGCGUGUGCGGCAGUCGCCUCAGCAGCGCUGCUGCUCCUUCUGUUAGUGGAGCUCGAAAUCAUUCCCCUGCCUUCGUACCAUUCGCGUUCGCUCUCGUCCGACGGGUCUCGUUCACUGCCACGUGGACUCGCGGAGCCGCGCAGUUUAGUGUCCGAAUUCGCUCCGAACGCGAAUCUGUACGGAAGCAGUUUCGCCGUUCGUUCCGGUCGCUUUCAGAAAGCGGAUGUAGAGAGCGGAAAGAGUGCGGAGCCUGUAGAACCUGUAGAAAGUGCUCCUGGCGGAGGCGGAAAGAGUGCGGAGGAGUGGUGGAAGCGGGUUGCGCAGCUCCCCCGGCUCCGCGCGGAGCAGAGGCGCGCCCGGAAGGCGCAACGCCAUGGGCGGAAAGCGCCUGGUGAUGGCGCGCGGGGAGGGGGAAGGGGAGGCGUGGGGUUGCGCCUGUGGCCGAUGCCGUCCGAAAUAGUGACGCAGGGAAGCGGGGAGGUCGUAGUCAGCCCGAACCUGAGGCUCGACAUCAGCUUCGGCGAAGUGCCGAGCAUGGGAGGAUCAAGGUUCGGAACGGCAGCAGGCGGAAUGGAGGGUGGAGGGGAGGUUAAGGAGAGAGAGGGGAGCAUGGAGAAAGGGGAGGUGAAGGGAGAGGGGGAGAUUGAGGAGAGUGGGGAGAGCAGGCGCGUUUGGUUAAGGAAUGAGGGAAUCUUGCAAGGAGCGUUUGAGAGGUACCUUGGGAUCAUCUUCGCCCAUGACUACGAGAGGAGGCGAGCGGAACGGAUGCAUGACGGGAUGGAGAGCAGGGGGGAGGAGAGAAGGGGGGAGGAGAGGAGGGGGCUGAGCGAAAGGAUAUCAGCGGAUGUGGGAUGGAAGGAGCCGGCAGCUAAGAGAGAGAAGGCGGGGUUAGAGGAGCAGGAGGCACGAGCGGAGGAGAAGGGCGAAGAGGAGGAGGAGGUGGUGGUGGUGGAAUCAGUGAGGAUACACGUGGCAGAGGCAGCGACAGAGCUGCACAUGGGAGUGGAUGAGAGCUAUGAGUUGUCCAUCGCACACGCGCCGCCAUCACAUGAUACUGACGCCCGAGCUACAUGGCACGGCCAUGCCAUCACGCAUGCCAUCAUAAGGGCCAACACUACUACCGGAGCAUUGAGAGCGCUCGAGACCUUCUCCCAGCUCUGCGCCUUUGACUUCGUCUCUCGCCUCGUCACUGCCAAGGGCUCGCCCAUCCUCAUUCGCGAUGCACCGCGCUUCGAGUACCGUGGGCUGCUCAUAGACACGGCUCGGCACUUCUUGCCCGUGGUGGUUAUGGAGCGGGUCAUCGACUCCAUGGCCCAUGCCAAGCUCAACGUGCUCCACUGGCACAUGGUGGACUCGCAGUCCUUCCCCAUCGAGACGCCCUCCUUCCCUCGCCUCUGGCUCGGCGCCUUCACCCCCUUAGAGCGCUACACCACGGACGACAUGCGCCACAUUGUCGAAUACGCAGAAGAGAGAGGGGUGAUGGUGGUGCCAGAGCUCGACUCCCCAGCACACGCUGCCUCGUGGGGAGUGGGCUACCCCUCUCUCCUACCCUCUGCCGACUGCCCCGAGCCUCUCGAUGUCUCCAACCCCUUCACGUUUGAGCUCAUCAAGGGGGUGCUGCAAGACCUGCGAGCUGUCUUCAAGAGCACGCACAUCCACCUGGGGGGGGACGAAGUCAGCUUUGACUGCUGGGAGUCAUCCCCGACAAUAAAGGCAUGGCUGCAGCGCCGCAACCUCACAUCGGAGGGUGCCUAUGGCUACUUUGUGAAGCGGGUGCAGGCCUUGGCAGUUGAGGCUGGAUGGCAGACUGCUGUCAUCUGGGAGGAGCCCUUUAAGGUGUUUGGCCGAGACCUGGACCCAGCCGCCACCAUCGUCCAGAACUGGUUUGACGUCUCCCUGCCGCCCGCGAUAGUCAAGUCUGGAUUCCGAAUGAUCUUCAGCAAUCUGAACCGCGGCUGGUACCUUGACUUCACGGAGCGCACGUGGAGAGAGGUGUAUUCUCAGGAGCCGACAGAAGCGGUGCCAGCGCCGCUGCGGCCGCUGGUGAUGGGGGGGGAGACGUGCAUGUGGGGGGAGAGGGUCGACCCCUCAGACAUUCUCAACACUGUCUGGCCGCGUGCCGCUGCUGCUGCUGAGCGCCUAUGGAGUCCCCAGGCAUACGUCGACGCGCCUUUCUCCCAAGCUCAUAUCCGCCUGCACAUGUUCCGCUGCCUGCUCACAUCCCGGGGAAUAGAGGCUGCUCCCGUGGACAACGCCCAUGCUCGGUCCGAGGCCCCUGGCCCUGGCAGCUGCUACCGGCAGUAGAAUAAAUAGUCCGCAAGGCGAGAUGCGUAAAAAUAAAAUAAGGUGGGCAUAGAGAAAAAACCGGAGUGCUGCUGCCAAUCCAACCGAUUGCCUAGGGUCAUGUACUAUCGUUGUUUAGGUGGGCAGCUGUUAACCAGUAAAAUAAUGGUGUGCACACCCUUGGCUUCAGCUGAGCAAACUAAGUUCACUUAGGCAACUGAGUGCACAUGCAUUUUUUUUUAUAUGCCUAUUUGGCUUGGAGGUGGAGAUUGUGGAGACUCUGGAUUUGUCAAACAUGUGUAGUUAUCAUGUUUGUAUAGAC